AUGGUAAUCCAUUCCGUCGUUCCCUCUUCCGAUCGAUCGCUUUGCAGACGUGUCGCCUUCCGAGACUUCUCCUCAUUGCCGCCGUCUUCAUUAGCUUCGUUUCCUCGAAUGAAGUGAGAAUUCGAACAGUUUCCUGGAAAGAAAUCCGUUUUUUUCAGUUCGAGAUAAAGUUCGCCACAAGAGAUAAGUGCGAUGCGAGUCUUCCGGUGACAGAGCACAAAUCGGGCGGACAGUUCUGGGUGCAGAACGAAAAGUACCGAGUAAUGUACGCAAAGAUAUUUUGGGUCGGAUCAACGGGCAAAAUCAAUGGAAUUGCCGCUUGCAAAGUGCCGGCGUCGACGAGAUGUAGCAGUCACGGGGUGAGGGAAAGGGGAAGUUCUCGAGAGUGAUCGGCGUUGAUUGCAGAAGAAGGAGGGAGACGCGUACCUGUUCCUCGCCGUCACUCUUGUGAAAUCGUCGUUCGAGGAUCAGGACGUCCACUACAUGUACAACGACAAGACCUUCCAAUUGAGCAAGUUGGACAAGUUGGAUAACUUGAAAGUCGAGACCAUCCACAACCUCAAGAACUUCUUGUUUGUCGAAAGUGCCGUUUACAACAAAAAUCUGUGCGUUUGGUUUUCAGCCCCACAAUUAUUUAUUUUUUCUAUUUCAGACAGUUCAAAGGCGGAAAUUGUGAAGCGAAUCGUUCCAAGUCGGUCAUUUCCGGCCACGGAUACUUCAUUACCAAGAUGAACGGUGGCAAUGGAUGGUACAACAUGUACUAUGAACCAGUUUCUAUCGGACAAUACAUUUUCGUUCCCAAGUAA
Caenorhabditis sp. 36 PRJEB53466 is the source of this 806-nucleotide messenger RNA. The record is from the annotation of a GenBank genome assembly. Lineage: Eukaryota; Metazoa; Nematoda; Chromadorea; Rhabditida; Rhabditidae.